Molecule: messenger RNA, 676 nt
Organism: Tuber melanosporum (Perigord truffle)
Lineage: Eukaryota; Fungi; Ascomycota; Pezizomycetes; Pezizales; Tuberaceae
Exons: 2
Coding region: 41-469 (142 amino acids)
Biological process (GO): proteasome assembly
Source: RefSeq, a predicted model, not a curated record
CACUACACACCGCAUAACCACCCCCACCAACCCCAAAACAAUGACCACAACAACCACAACAGAGCUAACCUUCCCCCUGCCGCGCACGCACAACACCACCGUCCACGCCCACUUGACACUAUCAAAGAACCACAUCCUUCUCCACCUAACCACCAAGACCCCCGAGGCGGCCUCUCAACCAGCCACGCUGGGGUCUUUUGUAUAUGCCCUCCCACCUACCGGCAACCACAAAAACCCCCUCUCGACCGCAAUCUACGUGCGCGAGAGCACCCUCGAGACCGCUACUCGCAUAGCAAAGAUCCUGGCGAAGCGCACGGGGUUGCCGGUGUAUGUGGGGAAUUCUAUGAGUUUUGCUAGCGCGGGGAUGGGCGGCGGGGGUAUGGAGGAGGUGGAGGGGGUUAAGGGGGUUGUUGAGGUUGUUUGCGGGGAGGUGGAGGCGUGGAGGAAGGGUGCUACGGAGGGGGGGUGAGGAUGGGGAAAGUGGGUGAAGGGGGGGUGGAUAGUGCGGGGUGGGUGUUUGUGGCUUGGGUAGUGGCAAGCGGAUUUGGGAUGGAAAAGACGAAUAUUUGAUGGAGGGCGGUAAUUUUGUGGGUAGUGGGGGUAGGGCGGAACGCCUUGAAUUGUAAACGUGAAGGGUGUAUUCCUGAAGAGACAAAAAAUGAAGGAAAUAUUGUUC